GCCACCUUUUUCCAGUGGACUGGAGCGCAUCUCUUCACUUUACCGUACUCCCAAACUGCAUCAUUUUCCGGCAAAAAAUGUCGACUGGAAUGAGCAAAUCCAACAAGCUCCGACGCAUCGUCAGAAUCCGUCAAAUGCUACAACGCUGGCACAAGAAGGCGCACCUCAAAGCCGCCUCCCCGUCCGACGUCCCCGCAGGACACGUCGCCGUCUGCGUCGGCAGCAACGGCAGACGGUUCAUCGUGCGAGCAACGUACCUGAACCACCCCAUCUUCAAGAAGCUGCUGGUGCAGGCCGAGGAGGAGUAUGGCUUCGCCAACCAGCCGGGACCUCUGACCAUCCCAUGCGACGAGUCGUUCUUCGAAGAGGUUCUGCAGGUGCUCUCCAGGUCGGAGUCUGCAGGUAGAUCCGGGAGGUUCUUGAGCUUGGAGGAUCUGCAGAGACCCUGCCAUGUUGAUAUUCUGAACAAUCUUCAGGUUCUGGAUGAAUCAUGGCCUUUGCUUCAUGGGAUGGCUGAUAAGUCAGUAUGUUAAUGAAUUAGAUCCAUGCAUGUUUCAGUACUGGAGGGUUGAGCUUAGAGAUCACUAUAUAUUAUAUGUCAGCUGGGAUUCCGAGUUGCAAGAACUUCUAACAUUUUUGGUUUAACAAUACUGCUGUACGUAGUAUUUCUAUUAGGGCUUUCCUCAGAGGAGAAUUUGUGUAUUAAUUACUAAAUUUUUUCUUUUUAAGGGUUUGUAUUAAUUACUAAAUUGAUAUUAAGAAAUUGUACAACUUAAUGCAUGUUUUUUAUUUUUUCUCUUUUCCC
Fragaria vesca subsp. vesca is the source of this 805-nucleotide messenger RNA. Its product is annotated as auxin-induced protein 10A5-like. The transcript has a single exon. The record is from RefSeq and is a predicted model, not a curated record. Gene Ontology annotation, biological process: response to auxin. Lineage: Eukaryota; Viridiplantae; Streptophyta; Magnoliopsida; Rosales; Rosaceae. The coding region runs from base 78 to 533 and encodes 151 amino acids.